This is a messenger RNA of Racocetra persica, 248 nucleotides long. NCBI's taxonomy places the organism in Eukaryota, Fungi, Glomeromycota, Glomeromycetes, Diversisporales, Gigasporaceae. The record is from the annotation of a GenBank genome assembly.
CUACUACUAUUUCAUCUAUUGCUACAUUAGCUACUACAGCUACUAAGUUUACAUCUACUGAGCCUACAACUACUGAGUCAACAACUACUGAGCUUACAACUACUAAACCUACAACUACUACAUUUAUUAUUUCAAAAAUACCCAAAAAAUUAGAAACAGUUGUUGGAAUUAUAAGAGAACUCAGAAAUAAAAUUGAUGUCAUGAUGGAUUUGUAUAAUAGUGAAGAUGAAGACUCCAAUUAUAGAUAA